AUGCCUCCCGACUGGGAUCCGCUGCACAACAACAGCGGCGGAGACCGCAGCGGAGACAGCAGCUCCCCGGUGUCCGGUGUUGCCUCUCAGCCGUCUGGUCACGUUGCAGCGGCCAAUGGGAUAAACAGUGGCGGGCUGCUGUCGGAACUCGCGUCGCCGCGCUGCCAGGUACCCGAGCUGCCCGAUGUCUGCCACCAGCUCCGCCGCAAGCUGCUCGCCUUCCUCGAAGAGCGGCCUAACGGGAAGACGCUCCAAACCGUGCAGGUGCAGAUGCGCGUCUCGAUGGGCGUGAUCGACGAGGCCCUGCGACGUUAUGCACUGGACGAACUGGCGCUCUCCUAUAACGGCGGCAAAGAUUGCCUGGUCCUGCUUAUCCUCAUUCUUGCCUGUCUUCCUGUGCGAACGUCCUCUCCCAAGGCCAACGGACGGCCUAGCGACACCGCAGAACCGGACGCGGAUGCCACGGCCGCAGCUACCAGCACGGCAACCGAGGCGCAGACGGUCGCUCGCUUCCAGGCCAUAUACAUUGUUCCCCCAGACCCGUUUCCUGAAGUGGAUGCGUUUGUGGAGACGUCUACGAAGCAGUACCAUCUCGACCUCGCACGGUACGCGCUCCCCAUGCGCGCGGCGCUUGAUGCCUACCUCGGCGACCACAAGACGGUCCGAGCCAUCUUUAUGGGCACACGACGGACGGAUCCGCACAGCGAGUUCCUGACACAAUUCACGCCCACUGAUGCAGGCUGGCCGCAGUUUAUGCGUGUGAAUCCUGUGCUUGACUGGCACUAUGCAGAGAUCUGGGCAUUUAUUCGACAUCUCGAUAUACCUUUCUGCAACCUCUACAACAAGGGCUUCACCUCGCUGGGUGGCACCACGGACACGCGGCCGAACCCGGUGCUGGCAACGAAUGGAGCGACAGACACGUUCCGGCCAGCGUACGAACUGGUGGCUGACGACGAAGAGCGGCUGGGCCGCGGCCGAUAG
Molecule: messenger RNA, 981 nt
Organism: Grosmannia clavigera kw1407
Lineage: Eukaryota; Fungi; Ascomycota; Sordariomycetes; Ophiostomatales; Ophiostomataceae
Product: FAD-binding domain containing protein
Exons: 3
Coding region: 1-981 (326 amino acids)
Biological process (GO): FAD biosynthetic process
Molecular function (GO): FMN adenylyltransferase activity
Source: RefSeq, a predicted model, not a curated record